Labrus bergylta (ballan wrasse) is the source of this 1699-nucleotide messenger RNA. RefSeq names its product voltage-dependent anion-selective channel protein 2. Lineage: Eukaryota; Metazoa; Chordata; Actinopteri; Labriformes; Labridae. The record is from RefSeq and is a predicted model, not a curated record. Gene Ontology annotation, molecular function: voltage-gated monoatomic anion channel activity. Gene Ontology annotation, cellular component: mitochondrial outer membrane. Gene Ontology annotation, biological process: monoatomic anion transmembrane transport.
GCUUGCGCCGAGGUCAGGAGGGUGCUUGUUGCGGUGUCUCCUCCAUAUCGUCCUAUACCCGGUCCCUUACUGCUUUUAUCAGCCGCUUUUUUUCUCUCUUUUACAACUAGGCAGCAACAACAGUAAUACUCGGCAAAAUGGCAGUGCCUCCAGCAUAUGCAGACCUUGGGAAAUCAGCGAAGGACAUCUUCAAUAAGGGAUAUGGUUUUGGACUGGUUAAGCUUGAUGUCAAGACAAAGUCUUCAAGUGGAGUGGAGUUUAAAACUUCUGGCUCAUCCAACGUGGACACCAGCAAGGUCACUGGAACCCUGGAAACCAAGUACAAGUGGUCCGAGUACGGACUGACGUUUACAGAAAAGUGGACCACAGAAAACACACUGGGAACAGAAAUUUGUGUUGAGGAUCAGAUUACCAAGGGGCUGAAGCUUACUUUUGACACCACAUUUUCACCAAAUACUGGCAAGAAGAGCGGCAAAGUCAAGACAGCUUAUAAAAGGGAAUAUGUCAAUGUUGGGGUUGAUGUAGAUUUAGAUUUCGCUGGUCCCACUAUCCAUGGAGCAGGAGUGGCUGGUUAUGAGGGCUGGCUGGCUGGCUACCAGAUGACCUUUGACUCAGCCAAAUCCAAGAUGACACAGAGCAACUUUGCAGUUGGCUACAAGACUGGGGACUUCCAGCUUCACACCAAUGUAAAUGAUGGUGCGGAGUUCGGUGGAUCUAUUUACCAGAAGGUAAACGACAACCUGGAGACUGCUGUCAAUCUCGCCUGGACAGCAGGAAACAAUGGCACUCGCUUUGGAAUUGCUGCUAAAUACCAGCUGGACUCCAGUGCCUCCAUAUCAGCUAAGGUGAAUAACGCAAGCUUGGUAGGAAUUGGAUACACCCAGACUCUGCGACCUGGUAUGAAACUAGUCCUCUCUGCACUCGUGGACGGGAAGAACAUCAAUGCUGGUGGUCACAAACUUGGUCUGGGCCUGGAGUUGGAGGCAUGAGGAUGUACUCGGCCAUUGCAUUCGUAGAAGAGGACUUUCUGAAGAUUCUCACCAUGAGCUCUCACAUUGGGUCAGCAAUGAAUAUUUUAAAGGUGAAGGCCAAAACAAAAAUAAUAAUCCCAGCCCCUGAGCACUACUAGGAUGUAAACCUUUCCACCAGCCUCCUGUGGUCAUGGUAAUAAAAAUCGAAUAAUGUUUCAAUCGUAUGUUUAUAAAUGAGUUACUCCCUCUGCCAAUUAUCCUCCUAAGUGAUAGAAAAACCCUCCUCUGGUUGCAUUUUGUCUGGGAAUGGUUUCCAAAAACAAAGGCUUGUUAAUUUGCUGAAGUGUGAUAACGUAGAAUGUAAAACUGAGCUGUUAUUUUGCACAGUAGAAUAUACACUUAUUUAAGCGCUUUAUCCUUUUAUUUGCACAUUUUAUUUAUAUUUGGUAGUUACAGAAUAUGUAUAUCAAGAUGGAAGCCAAUGUAUUGAUUGGUUCACCUAUCAUUCUGUAGACUCUUAAUUAUCCCGUGUGAUGACUUUGAGAUCUCUGCUACCUAAAUACCUGCUUCUAAGUGAUUCCUCCUUUCCUCCAAGUGACUUGAGUGACAGAAUGUCUUGAGUGAAUCAUCCACCUUUUCCACCCAUUUUGGAAGACUGUGACACUAAUCUAGAAGCAGUUUCUGUGUUGGUGUAUGUCUUACCCUUUGCAAUAAAGUCCUUAAAUCCA